CAAGAGGGUGAGAAGGACACUCGCGGCGAACUUUGUGACGCCAUGUUCAUGUGCUAAGCUGCCGAGAAGUAUUUGAGUGCUUACGCAGGCGCAGUUAAUCGUAGUUUCUUGACCAUCAAUCACGCUUCAUUGUAGGCGCGUUUAGGAAUGGCUACUGGCGCGAACACUACACCUUUGGGGCGCCUAGGCUCGUUCCCUCCAGCUCGGCCAGCCGCUGGUACUGGGGUGUCUUUGUUGAAGCCUAGUUACAUGGCCGGCGCGCUGCCGCCAACCGCGUCGCAACCCAACGGCACCUCCGGUACCGUGAGCGCACCUGCGCCGCCUGUGGCUCUUCCAAUCUUCCCUGCCCUGCCUACGUCGACGAAGGCUGACAAGGACCACGACGAACGUGAUCGAGAUCGCGUUCGUGACCGAGACGGCAGGAGAGACCGUGAUAAGGAACGCUCGAGAGACCGCGGUAGAGACCGUGGUCGCGCUCGAAGUCGGGAUCGAAGCAGGGAUCGACACCGUGACAGAAGUCGAGGCCGCGACCGAAGUAGAGACAAGAGCCGCGAUAAAAGUCGCGACCGAAGAGACCGUGACAGGGACAAAGAUCGAGAUCGAGACAAGGACCGCGAACGGGACAAGGACCGUGAUCGCGACAGAGAUCGAGACCGGGACAAAGACCGAGAAACAGCCCUUCCGGCAAUGACUGGAGCACCCCCUAUAAUAUCAAUGCUGCCAUCCUGGGCUAGUCAGGAUGAAAAUAGCAAUACAAGCAUGGGCUCCAUGGGUUCCAUGGGCUCUCUAGAGACUAGUACUGGAGAACGUCGUCGAAAGCGGAGAAGCCGCUGGUGCUGUGACGAGAAAGAAAAGGUGUUCAUCCCUGGAAUGCCCACUGUACUCCCUACAAACUUGGAUCCAAACCAGGAGCGGGCCUAUCUGUUGCAACUCCAGAUUGAAGAGCUCAGCAGGAGGCUGCGCACUGAGGACCUUGGCAUCCCCUUCAACCCUGAGGACAGGUCACCAUCUCCAGAGCCAAUAUACAACAGUGCUGGAAAGAGGCUGAACACGCGAGAGUAUCGAGUGCGAAAAAAAUUGGAGGAUGAGCGGCAUGUGCUCAUACAGGAAAUGUUCACCAUCAAUUCAGAAUACAAGCCUCCUUCAGAUUACAAGCCACCACUGGUCCGUGUAUCUGAGAAAGUAAUGAUUCCACAGGAAGAGCAUCCAGACAUUAACUUUGUAGGCCUAUUGAUUGGUCCACGGGGCAACACGCUGAAGAGUCUUGAAAAAGAAACUGGUGCCAAGAUCAUCAUUCGAGGGAAAGGCUCAGUGAAGGAAGGCAAGGUUGGGCGCAAAGAUGGCCAGCCGUUGCCUGGGGAAGAUGAACCUUUGCAUGCCUUUGUCACAGCUUCGAGCCAAGAAAAUGUUCGGAAAGCUGUGGACAAGAUCAAAGAGAUAAUCCGGCAGGGUGUUGAAGUUCCGGAAGGUCAAAACGAUCUUCGACGAAUGCAGCUGCGAGAGUUGGCGUUACUGAAUGGUACCCUGCGUGAGAAUGACCUUCUGGGUGGACCGCGAUGCUCCAACUGUGGGGCGCCUGGACACAAGGCAUGGCAGUGUCCUGACCGGCCCAACAUCACCAACAGUGUUAUCUGUGCCUGUUGUGGUGGCACUGGUCAUAUUGCACGAGAUUGCAGGGAUAGAAACAAAGGUGGCAGCAGUGGUUACGGCGGCCGAGGUGGCUUUGGUGGCGGGGGCAGUGAUGCAGGGCUAGGAUGCUCCCAGUCCAAAAUAGAUGAAGAGUAUAUGUCCUUGAUGGCUGAGCUUGGUGAAGGCCCUCCACCACCAAGCAAGAGUGGAGGGGAUGAUGCAAAUAACCGUGGUGGUAGCGGUCCCCAGCUGGGAGGCACACAGGGGCCAAUGCGGGCCAUCAUGGCACCACCUCCAUUGACUGGAGGCAAUGCUCCUAUAGGAAUGGACCGGCCACCACCACAGCAGUGGGCGACAGGAACAAAAGGAAUGAUGCCUCCAGGUGGUCCACGGCCUCCUUCAAUGAUGGCUGGGCCACCACCACCCCAUAUGGCUGGCCCUGGUAUGCCCUGGCAGUCAUCACAGGCAGGAAUUCCUCCCAUCACUGGAGUGCCCCCACCUCCACCUAUGCUUGGACCUCCGCCGUCAGGGCUGCCUCCAUGGAUGGCAGGACCACCACAAGGUCCUGGAGCCCCUUGGCAAACACCGAUAACAGGGGUGCCUCCACCACCGCCUCAGCUGUUUUCUUGGGGCCCUGGAGGAGCCUUUAUGAACAUGGGCUUGCCACCGCCACCACCACCGCCGCCCGCAGUUAGCUCAGUUGCCAGCACAGACAGCGCCGCCUCAAGUACCAGUACAAGUACUACAGCUACUGCAACUACUACAACUAUGGUGGAUCUAAGUACGCUGGCUGCGCUACCUGGGCUGCUGGCAGCCCCGCCACCACCGCCACCCCCAAGUUAAGCAGCAUUGUUUUGGCCAAGGGUAGUGGGCAGAACCAUGCCUUUAUGUUCACCCUAGUAUCCAUCUUAGGGUUACUCUUUGAAGGCUUGUGGUUUAGUUGGCUUCAGGUGCACAAUGCACUACAUUUGCACCAAUAGGACACAUCGUAUAUGUUCGAAUGAUUGAUUAGAUCAACCUUUGGUCAUCUGGCAUUCUGACUGAUUGGUCAGUCAUUCAUCACUGCAGUCUGUUUUUGGGUAUUUUCAUUCUACACACAUUUCUUUAUCCGCUCAGCACUGUAACUUGAUGUUGUUUGAGCUGCUUGACAGCAGCCUAAAGUGCUGCUGGCAAAGGGGCAUAUCAGUGGUGAUCCUCACAUUCUGUCAUUCAUUGUCUUGAACAUAGAGUUUCAUACAAUAAUACCUGGAGGGGAAUCUGGCACUAGUGUCUAUGCGGGCUCCUUCAGCGGCGCUUGUACCCCCAUAGGAAUUAUGGGAAGUACAGGCUUCAGAUCUGCUUCGGAUGGAUCACGUUCUUGAGAUUCGCGAUGCUUGUUUGCUGAGUGUAAAAAAGUGAUAUGAAGUUGUGUUUAAUUGAAACUUGCUUGAUCUUUUUGCACCUAAACUUAUUGCAAAAGGUUUUUUUUUUUUUGACUUUGUGGCAAAAGUGAAACCUGGACAAAUAUAACUACCAGGGUAUGCAUUGCUCUGCCGUUUGCAUUCCAGAUAUGGUAUCAUAAUUUAAUUAACUGUUCUUUACAAUAUUUCAAAAGAAACAUUCUUGUUUUGCCGUCGAAAGUAUGCAAUAUCUAUUAAUGGAAAUAACAGCACAGUAUUAAGUGAGAAACACUUGACGUUUCGUUUGCUGCAAUGCCAGGUGAGUCUGUUCAAGUGGCCUGUCCCCAACGCACCUCUCGUUUUGUUGUGAAGUCGAGUCGGAAGAGCAUGGCAGUGCGUCUACUUCGCAUUGCCAUUGUUUUGCAUUUAAUUUCAACGAAUUUUGGCAAGACGCACUAACAACAACGUGAACUCGGAUGUAAUAUCCUGCACUGGCAUGUGACGCUACAUCUAUGUGCAGCGGUGAGUGGAAAGAUGCUUUGUUUAAACUGUCAAACACGACUUAUUCAGCUCCAACGUUGCAUUAAAUUGAGAGGCCUAGCAAUUUGCAGCCUCUUUGAACAACAAAGACACAGCUUCAGUCCUUUGCACCCACCCUACUGCCCACUCUACACGAAGAACGAAACUGAAACUGUAGAAAAAAUCCGUAGACACGCUGGCUAACGCGAUCCAAUCCGAAGCCUGUACUUCCCAUAAUUCCCAUGAGGGUGCACAAUCGCAGCGCCAGGUUCCUCUCUAGGUAUUAUUGUAUCAAACUUUAUGGUCUUAAAGGUGCUUCGUAGACAAACACCAUUUUUUCUGUUGCAAAUUGAUUUGAACUGAAAGAAUGUUACAGCUGUUUUCAGCGUAGGUAUUGUUUAUUUUGGAUAUGCCAUGUAAUGAAUUGAGUGCAUUAAAUAUACCACGUCAAAUAUUUUUGUUUUGAUAAAUACUUAGGGGACUUGCUCUUUGUUACAAGUUUUUUUGUUGUUAGUAUGCGAAUCGAUUUGAACUGAAAAAAUGUUCUCAAACAGCUGUUUUCAGCGUAGGUAUGGUUUAUUUUAGAUAUGCCAUGUAAUGAAUAGAGUGCAUUAAUAUACCACGUCAAAUAUUUUUGUUUUGAUAAAUAUUUAGAGGACUUGCUCUUUGUUACAAGUUUUUUUGUUAGUAUCUGGGUAAAGUUCGUAGCCAUAUACAUACCUGCCAAGUCUCCCAGAUUGGCCCAGACACUUUCGGUUUUGGACCGUUUCUUCCGUUUGUACGGUUGUCAUGAAAGUCUCCCGGAAAUCUAAAUUUCUGUGCUUGUUCUGGCCGCAUUGACAAAAAAGCAGCUCAGUAUGCACCAGACUUUUCGAACCUACCCCAUUUUAUUACGAAUGAGUUUAAGAGGUGUUCAUUUAAACGUACAGUAGAAUCUCGGUGAGGCGAAACCGCGGCAGAUAGAAAUCGUGAAAUUCCCCCGCCCCACUAUGUCUAUUCGGCUUGAAUUCGGAUGUUUUGAACACAUUUCCUAAUCGCGGUGGCUGAUACAGACUUUAGUGCGAAAACUGUCGAACAAAGGCCAAGAGCAGCGUACUCGAAAGCAUGGAAGUAGGUGUGCGACCAGCGCACGCACUGUCUUUUACAGUGCAUGUGAUCGUCGUUGCCACAGCCGCCGUGGACGAAACCGCGGUCGCUCUUGACGCGAUCAUGUAUGGCGACGACGUAACUGACAGGGUCCCGAAAGUUUGUGCUCGACCAGUCAAAGCAACGCUGCUUUCCGCAAACUUUGCGGACAGAACUGCGGCAGAUGCGAUCGUAGAUGGCAUAAAACGACUUAGUUUUGAAGGCGCGUGCGCAGCCAAGCACACAAGGAUUGUAAAAGGAACUGCUGUUUUCCGCUACCGCUGUGCAUACAGCCGCAGUCGCGGCGGUGCGGUAGCGAUGUACGAGCUCCGAGGGCACGGAGCGGUAGAUUAAAGGUCGUAAAUUUGUUUAAAAAAUGUCACAGUUUCGCUGUAAGGGCGAAGCAAUGAAUGCGACAGCAACAACAAUUGAGGGUCACGCUGAAACGGCAAACAGAUUGAAACAAGCAGCGCGCUGCUUACUCACAAGUGACGCACGAAAACAAUACACACAGGACGAGAGCCAACUAACAAUGUUUACCGCUCGACACGUAACGCGCUGUUUAAAGAAAAACAAUGCACGAUACAUAGUCACAAGUACAGAUGAGUACAAACUAACAAGUGGCCCAGUUAUACGUCGCUCUGUAUGAAAAGCGCACUCUUUUCGCAUAGAGGACCCGUGCAGAGACCGAAGUAGCCUUUGUGGGCUCGGCAGCUAACACAAUCGUUCCAGUUCAAGCCGAAGGCACACAAUUCUCCCUACCAAAGAAUAAGCGCGCGCGCACGAACAUCCACUCCCCUCACCCCCCACUCACCCGCGGGGCUUAGUAUGCUUGAGAGAGAGAUAAGUGCGCGUUGGCGCAUCAGGAAGAGCUGGGCGCCGGGUGCGAGUGGAUUUUUUUUUUUCUUUCUUGAGUGCUCAUUAUAUAUAUACAUACACACGGUGAAUGACAGCCGUGACGGCAAAAAACCAGCCUAGACUCUAUAUAAUUGCUAUCGCAAUAAAAAGGGGCCAGAUGCAUUUUUAGUGUUCCUGUCAAAAGAAUUUAGUGGUGAGCAAAGCUUUGACCCUCGCUUUUGCGGCAGCCAGCUGCGCUGUUCCGUCCAUUCACAUGUGUCCCAGGAAGACACGCGAGUUAUUUUGAAGGAAAUAGAUUCUGCUAGUUGUGUUCAUUCUUUGAGACUCUCACAUUAGUGGGAAAUCCUAAACUCGUGUGUUCGGCCACUUCAAGCCUUUAUAAGACUGCAAUGUUGAUGUUAAUUCUUGCGAAUGAGACCUCCCACCCCACCCCAUCUUGUUUUUUGCAAUGUUUUUGUUUUUUUGUCGGUCCUUGGGUUUUAUUUUGGUGCGCCCCCCCCCCAUAUAAGGAGCAAAUAUUUCAGCCCCCCCCCCCCCCCCUUGUUGCGGAAAUCUCGCGGAUUCAGAAUGCUUAAACUUGGCAGGUAUGCAUAUAGGGUGGUCAUUUCUGAUAGUUACUAUUUCUGGUUGGUUGUAAAAACACACUCCUCGGACUGAAUGGCAGGCAUGGCGUAUUUCCUCUUGUGACAAGUUGCACAGUAGCAUGGAUUUUGUUCUUUGUCACUGUAAUGCAUUGUAUAAGUGCAGAAAGUAUGCUCUCAUUUUCCUAGUGUUCAAAUAUUGCACAUGACUGCAUUAUGUACAUCUUCUGGCUUGUAGUAACUGUUAAAGUUAUAAACCUAUUAGGUUGGUUAGAACAUCACAUGAUAUGCUAUUAUCUAUGAAAUAAUUGUUGUGAUGAACAGUGCAUCUUCACACAAUGGUAGCUUCAUUUGGGGCAUUUAGCUCCAAGAAUUGUGUUAACAAGCUAUUCCUUCACAUCCGAUGUUGUUUUCUUUAUUUAUGAAAAUUCUAGAAGUACAGUAAAAUCUCGUUAACCCGGAUCUCAUGGGACCGGUGAAAAUGUCCGAGAUAACCGAAUUCCAGAUUAUCAAAUGAACCAUCAAAACAAAAGGAAGAUGUAUUCUGCACAGACAAAUCUUUAUUUGAUGAAAAACUUUGUCAACUUAGUCUGCCUUGUCAUCAGAAUUAGUGCUCGAACGGUCUUCUUCAACCCCAUGUGGUGGUGCUGUGGACGCUCGCUGUCGCCAGAACAGAUGCACAACUCCGCGAGGACAGCGAGAGCUUCGGUGGCCUUCUGCACGGUGCGAUGUCGCGUCGGCUCAUCUUGAGUGUCAUCAUCGGAACAGUGAUUCUGAUCCUCUUCAAGCACUUCCGAUAAUAUGUCAUCAUCAUUGAGCAAACCAGCAAUGGCCCCAAAAUCAUCAACAGGCACAAACACAGCCUGAGAACAUAAUGACAGUUUCUAUGUCAAAGCACCAACUCGCCCAACAGUCAACUCUUUUGGUGUACCCGAGCUGCACACGCUAAGUGCGAAGUCACAAUGCAAAUAAAUCAGCAGCGUAGGCGUCGCUGGCAACUGGGGUAGCGGCGGCUGCGCAAACUGUCCCGUGCGGCGUAUUUCGCAGAGACUGGAUGCGCCGGCAGCGUAAGCGCUUCCGUAUGGUAGUGACUAGUGCCACCUGGCCACUUUUCUUCUCAUUCACUAUCAUCAUGAUCAUAUUCUGCUGCUGUUCGUUCGGUUUUGGUUUCUCCAAGAACUUAGGUUCAGUGGCGGAGCCAGGACUUCAUGCUUUCAGUAACCGGAAUCGGCUACCUAAAGCAUGAAGCCCCGAUAGCCCUCUCUGGAAUCAUCAGAGUUAACCAGUGCGUGUCUAAAUCCCUCCGAAAUAAUGAGCAUUUGACACCAUUGAAAUAUGUAGAGUUUUGCCAGGACCGCGCCGCGUGUCCAAGUCAAUCGAAUUCCCGAUGAAACGAAAUCUGGAUAAACGAGCUUUUACUGUAAUAUGGUUUGCAAGUAAUGGUCAUAAUGAAUUGUUUUGAAUACAGUGAGUUAUGGUGUAAGAAUUCUAUUUAAGUACUUGCUAGCCAUUUUGUUUAAAACGUUUGUCUUUUUUCCUACAAUAUUAUACGUAUGCGCUGCUUCAAAUGAAAUUUCUAGACAUGAAUGGUUGCUUUGUUCACGAUUGUACAUGCCAUAAAGGACAUUAAACAUCAAUACCUCUA
Molecule: messenger RNA, 7736 nt
Organism: Rhipicephalus microplus (southern cattle tick)
Lineage: Eukaryota; Metazoa; Arthropoda; Arachnida; Ixodida; Ixodidae
Biological process (GO): regulation of mRNA splicing, via spliceosome
Cellular component (GO): nucleus
Molecular function (GO): mRNA binding; zinc ion binding
Source: RefSeq, a predicted model, not a curated record